AUGUCGACACAGGAAAUAGCCGCCAAGCGAAAUCCCGCCGACUCCAUGGUGUCCACCUGGCGCCAUGAUCGAUCCCAGUGGAGUUUCUGGCACUGGAUGAUCGAGCUACUCGGUCUACAUCUCAUCGACCUGAACGGCGAAGUCCCCGUCUUCUCGAAGAAACAGAAGAUCCCCGCCGUCCGAGAAUGGACUCUCCAUCUCUGGAUUCUCUUGCACGCCGCGAUCCCACUGGCCAUCCACCACGCCUACACCGUCUACACAGGCCAAAACCUGAACCUCCUCGCCGCAUUCGCACUAUACUCGUCCGCAUUUAAGCUAAAUGGUAUCCAUGAAAUGCACAUCAUGCGCCGACUGGGCCAGGUAUACGGCUUCCUAGAUGGCGACAAGCACCCUCGCGACGAAAUCCCCGACGUGGGCGUCGGAAAAGUCAUCCGCGAAUUAAUCUCAACCUCCACAUUCCGGAUGAUAAUGGCCAUUUACCUGACCUACCAACCUGCCGAAACACCCUCAACCAUGUCCUAUAAAUGGCUCCCGCUGGAAAUCGGCAUCUACAGCAUAACAGUCGACUUCUGGUUCUACUGGUACCACCGCCUGAUGCACUCAACAGGACCAUUAUGGAAAUUCCACCGCCGCCACCACCUCACAAAGCACCCAAACCCGCUGCUUUCUGCGUACGCAGACCACGAGCAGGAAUUCAUGGAUAUCACCGGCAUCCCGCUGCUGGCAUACGGGACGAUGAAGGCCAUGGGUCUACCGAUGGGAUUCUAUGAGUGGUGGGUUUGUUUCCAGUACAUCGCGUUCUCAGAAUUCAUUGGGCAUAGUGGGUUGAGGAUUCAUGGGGGUGCGCCGUCGACGCUCAACUGGUUGUUGGAGAUCUUUGAUGCGGAGUUGGUUAUUGAAGACCAUGAUUUGCAUCAUCGGUAUGGCUGGCGGAAGAGUCAUAACUAUGGGAAGCAGACGAGACUUUGGGAUCGAGUUUUUGGGACUUGUCAUGAGCGCAUUGAGAGUGUGAAGGAUAAUGUUGAUUAUACAAAUCGGGUUACGAUGCCGCUGAUCUGA
Messenger RNA from Penicillium argentinense, 1059 nucleotides. RefSeq names its product sterol desaturase family protein. The record is from RefSeq and is a predicted model, not a curated record. NCBI's taxonomy places the organism in Eukaryota, Fungi, Ascomycota, Eurotiomycetes, Eurotiales, Aspergillaceae. Bases 1 to 1059 code for a protein of 352 amino acids. The transcript has a single exon. Gene Ontology annotation, biological process: ergosterol biosynthetic process. Gene Ontology annotation, molecular function: iron ion binding; C-4 methylsterol oxidase activity.